Calypte anna (Anna's hummingbird) is the source of this 3626-nucleotide messenger RNA. RefSeq names its product cerebellar degeneration related protein 2 like (gene CDR2L). The transcript is spliced from 5 exons. The coding region runs from base 393 to 1784 and encodes 463 amino acids. Lineage: Eukaryota; Metazoa; Chordata; Aves; Apodiformes; Trochilidae. The record is from RefSeq and is a predicted model, not a curated record.
CCCCACCGAGCUGCGGAGCGAGGAUCUGCCGGGCUGCGCCGGGCCCUCUUCCUUCCUUUGUGCAUCCCCCAGCCCCGGGCAAGCCGUGUCCCCCGCCCGGCCGCCACCUCUCUGCUUCCUCCCCUUCCCGGAGCCUCCCCCGGCUCGGGAGGCAGGAGGAAGCCGUUCCCCCGGGGCAGGACGAGCCGAAGCAGCGGCGAGACGCCGGGUGCCACGUCGUGCCACCCCCUCCCUUCCCGGCUGGGGCACCGAGGCCGCAUCCCCGCCUUCAUCCCGGGCCGCAUCCCUCUACCCAGCCCCACAUCCCUCCAUCCGGCCCCGCUUCGCAUUUUCCGCGGCGGCGGGAUCCCCUUUGGCGGAUGCUGCGCGUCUCCCCGGGCCGCUGGUGCUAAAUGCUGAGCGCCGACAGGAUGGAGGAGUUUCAGAGCGAGGAAGAGGAGCCCUGGUACGACCAGCAGGACCUGGAGCAGGACUUGCAUUUGGCUGCAGAGCUGGGGAAGACCCUGCUGGAACGCAACAAGGAGCUGGAGGACUCCCUGCAGCAGAUGUAUGCAACCAACGAGGAGCAAGUGCAGGAGAUUGAGUACCUGACCAAGCAACUGGAGAUGCUGCGGCAGAUGAACGAGCAGCACGCCAAAGUCUAUGAGCAGCUGGACCUGACAGCACGGGACCUGGAGCUGGCUAACCAGAAGCUUGUGCUGGAAAGCAAGACAUCCCAGCAGAAGAUACAGUGCUUGACAGAAACAAUCGAGGGGCUGCAGAACCAAGUGGAGGAGCUGCAGAAACAGGUGGAGGAAAUGAGGAGCUUGGAGCAGCUCCGAAUUCGUCGGGAGAAGAGAGAGCGGCGCCGAACCAUCCACACCUUCCCCUGCCUUAAGGAGCUGUGCUCCAGCCCCAGGUAUGAGGACGCAUUCCAAGUCCACAGCCCUUCCACAGAGUUCAACCAGAAGCCACUGGAGAGGGAGAACGAGCGUCUCCAAGCCAUGGUGAACUCCCUGAGGUCCCAGGUCAACCAGGAGAAGCAGCGGAAGGAGAGGGUUGAGCGUGAGUACAGCUCAGUUAUCCAGGAGUACUCGGACCUGGAGCAACGGGUGUGCGAGAUGGAGAACUGCAAACUGCGCAUCAAGGAGCUGGAAGCAGAGCUCCUGGAGCUGCAGCAGAUGAAACAAGUCAAGAAAUAUCUGCUGAGCAGAGAGGACAACCUGUCUGAGGCCCUCCUCGAGCCUCUCAACAACGCCCCAGAAGCAGAUUACAUUGACCUCUCCGAGGAGGAGGGAGGGAAAAGCCAGGGGCCAUCAAUGACUCCUUCCCCCAACCACCCCGUUCGGAAAAGCUGCAGCGACACCGCCCUCAACGCCAUCGUCACCAAGGAUGCCGUCAGCAGGCACGAGGGCAACUACACCCUGCAUGCCAACAACGUGAGGAAGAGGGGGAUGUCCAUCCUGAGGGAGGUGGAUGAGCAGUACCAUGCCCUGCUGGAGAAGUACGAGGAGCUCCUGAGCAAAUGCCGGCAACACAAGGACAGCGUGCGCCACACGGGCGUCCAGACGUCCCGGCCCAUCUCCCGUGACAGCUCCUUCAGAGACUUCCGAGGAGAGGGGCACGAGCUGGAAGAGAGGAAAACCAUGGAGAAGACCAUCAGCAAACACGUGGACGCGGUGGACAAGAGGCUGGAGCAGAGCCAGCCCGAGUACAAGGCUCUUUUUAAGGAGAUCUUCUCCCGCAUCCAGAAAACAAAAGCAGACAUCAACGCCACAAAGGUGAAAAACAAGAGCAGCAAAUGAGUCUCCUGCCUCUCUGCGACCCCCACCUGCAAUCACAGCAAACGAGUCUUCUCUUCAGCCCCAGGAAAUGCCUCGUGGCCCCACUGCUUUGAAGGUUUGAGAGGUCUACAAGCAAGAAAACAUCACGGAGACUCGACUCACUUUUUUUUUAUUCUUAAGCUUAAGCUCUGGACAACUCCUUGGGACAAUUGUACAUUGUAGUUAGAGGAUGCCAGAAUGACAGAUCUCUGCAUGAGUUGCUGCCGCUGCCAGACACCACAACAGCAACGUAAAACACACGACAAAAAAAGAAAACCAAUCACCUCCCUUCCCCCUUUUCCCAGUUAUCUGCAAGCAGAAGCCUGGAUGUCCUCCAGCACCCAGCAGGAGGGCAGUGCUGCAAAGUAAAACAAAAGCCAUCAGGACUUCAGGGGCUGUCCCAGCACACCAGCCCAACCCUCCACUUUGGUUUUAUGGCUAAGAACCUCUGCUUGCACUCGAGAGACUUCUCUCUACCCCUUCCCCACAGGGCAGUAUGUUCCUGCUAUUUAAGUAGUUCUCUUUAUCAGCCAGGUUUUUCAGCUAUUUACAAUGCAAGCUCCUUGCAACUGGAAAAACUUGAAGAGAAUCAUAAAACUGAUAGUUCUGUCUUCAUCAGCAUCAUGUAGUAUUUCAGUCCAUACUCUCCAGACUUCGUAGGCAAAUGGGAUUUCCUCACUUGAAAUCUGCCCCAGUAUUUCCACCCAGGUGGAGCACUGUGCUUGAUAGGAACUUGAUGACCAGGGCUUUCCCAUGAGCUAGACAAGAAGUGCUAUUACAGGACCAGAGACAUCUUCCACCCCACGGGCUGGGUCCCAGCCCUCUGGCUGUCACUGCCCCAUUGUAGCAAACUCCCCCAGUACAGCUCCCAUGGGCUUGCAAAACUGGCUACCAGGGGCUUGCAGAGAAGGACAAAGCCUCUCAAGGGCGUGGGGAGCUCUGGCCCUGGUGGCUCUGGCACUGAUCACACAGUGUCCCACACUGCUGCUCCCAACCCCUCCCCAGCCAAGGGGACAGAUUUCCAUUUUCUGCUGAUAAGAAUCUUCUCUUGGCCAAGCUACUGUCUCCCAAGCUGCCAUCUCUCAUGUUCCUGUUCACUUUCCAGCACUGAAAUCUCCUCACUUUGGCUUCCACAGACAUGCAAACACAGCCAAAAGGCCACUGCAGUCUCAGGAAUCACCAGUUCCCAUUUUUUCAUGGAUUUGAUGUUGACCCCGUGUGGUCAGACGUGCGUUUUAGGCAGAGGAGCAGAAGUUCCAUCACACCUUAGGCAACACCCCGAGCACUGAGCCACAGGAAAGAAGCAAUUCAGUGUAAGCUUCCUACUCUGUACCUGCCUGGAGACAAACUUCAGGCCAGAUUUGGAUUUUAUUUUCACUGGCUUACACCCCAAAACCUUAGGGUAACAGUUGGGAUUUUUGCGAUUGCCAUAAAUAAAUGAGAAGUUGACUUUGGAGUAGGACAAGGGUUAAAACAUAAUUAUCCUCCAAGCCUUGAUUUUCUGAAGGAGAUACCUCUCUCCCAUGGAAUUAAUGCAAAAAUAUCCCCAAAAAUACCCUCUUGGGUUAUGCUGAGUACCAUGGAGGUACUGGCAGGAGUGUGAUGCCCAAACACCCACUCCAGGGGUCUCCUCCUCAAGCACCCAACCCCUCCACACUUCCAUGCUCUGCAUUUUCAGGUGCCCUACGGCCCCAAACUCAAAACCCUUUAGGAGCCAAAUGCACGACUGUGGCUACCAGCUCUGUAACAGUAUGGAGAACCUUCAUGCCUUAUUUAUUUAUAAUGGAAAGCAGUUGUCUAAUAAAAUAAAUAAAACCGAACAAC